AUGCCCACUGUUCACCUUCUUGACUAUGUUGCUGGGAAUGUCCGCUCCCUAGUCAAUGCGAUUAAUAAGGUUGGAUAUGAAGUCGAAUGGGUCAGGUCGCCGAGUGAUCUGAAAAAUGCUGAGAAACUCAUCUUGCCUGGUGUUGGCCAUUUCGGCCACUGUCUUUCGCAGUUAGCGGAGGGGGGUUAUUUGGAGCAUAUCAAGCAACAUAUAGAGUCAGGGAAACCUUUCAUGGGAAUCUGUGUCGGAUUACAGGCCCUCUUCAACGGAUCUGAAGAGGACCCCGAUGUUCCUGGAACGGGCUUGAUCCCAAUGCGAAUGAAACGGUUCGAUGCUACCACGAAAAGUGUGCCACAUAUCGGGUGGAACUCUGCCGUCAACACCAGUAGCGGCGAUUCAGACAAUCAAACGUUCUACGGACUGAACCCAGAGAGCAAGUAUUACUACGUGCAUUCGUACGCGGCGCUUUAUGAACCUGGAAUUCUUGAGAAGGAUGGCUGGUCGGUUGCUACGGCCACGUACAAGGACGAGGAAUUUAUUGGAGCGAUAGCAAGAGGCAAUGUCUUUGCUACUCAAUUCCACCCGGAAAAGAGCGGACAGGCUGGGCUACGUACGCUCCGAGCGUUUUUGAACGGGAACCAAGUCCAAUCGCUCAAACAAACCUCGACAACCGGGAGAAAAGAGGAUGGCUUGACACGCAGAAUUAUCGCAUGCCUUGACGUUCGUACGAAUGAUGCUGGUGAUCUUGUUGUCACGAAAGGUGACCAAUACGAUGUCCGAGAGAAAAGUGGCGUUGACGCCGGAGGCCAAGUAAGGAAUUUGGGAAAGCCUGUUGACAUGGCCAAGAAAUAUUACGAGCAAGGGGCCGAUGAAAUCACUUUUUUGAACAUCACAUCUUUCAGGAACUGCCCGCUCGUGGACACCCCGAUGUUGGAAAUCCUGCGAAGAGCAUCGGAGACCGUGUUUGUGCCGUUGACCAUUGGAGGUGGCAUCAAGGAUACCGUUGAUACAGAUGGUACCCAUUUUUCAGCUCUCGAUGUUGCGACCAUGUAUUUCAAAUCCGGCGCUGACAAAGUCAGCAUUGGCUCAGAUGCAGUUACUGCAGCCGAGCAAUUCUAUGAGGCUGGCAAACGGUUGUCUGGCCAGACAGCUAUAGAGACAAUAUCAAAGGCCUAUGGAAACCAAGCAGUGGUUGUGAGCGUUGACCCGAAACGUGUAUACGUUAGCAGACCCGAAGACACAAACCACCACACUAUAAAAUCGAAGUACCCGAACGCUGCUGGACAAGAUUAUUGUUGGUAUCAAUGCACCAUCAAAGGUGGAAGGGAGAGCCGCGACCUCGAUGUCCGACAGUUAGUGCAAGCUGUGGAGGCAAUGGGUGCUGGGGAAAUCCUUCUCAACUGCAUCGAUAAGGACGGAAGCAACAGUGGAUUCGACCUAGAGCUGAUCAAUGACGUGAAGGCUGCAAUUAAGAUACCUGUCAUCGCAUCAAGUGGUGCUGGCGUUCCCGACCAUUUUGCAGAGGUCUUCGAUCACACAACAACUGAUGCAGCCCUAGGUGCAGGGAUGUUUCACCGUGGUGAAUAUACAGUCAGCGCCGUCAAAGAUCAUUUGAAGAGCAAAGGACUUCUUAUUCGAGACUUCGAAACCGAUUUCUAG
Molecule: messenger RNA, 1659 nt
Organism: Aspergillus chevalieri
Lineage: Eukaryota; Fungi; Ascomycota; Eurotiomycetes; Eurotiales; Aspergillaceae
Gene: HIS7
Product: imidazoleglycerol-phosphate synthase
Exons: 3
Coding region: 1-1659 (552 amino acids)
Biological process (GO): L-histidine biosynthetic process
Molecular function (GO): imidazoleglycerol-phosphate synthase activity; oxo-acid-lyase activity
Source: RefSeq, a predicted model, not a curated record